UAAUAUAUUUAUUGAAAUUUUAUUUAUAUAUUGUUAAUUUAUUAUUGUUUGAGAAAAAAGGAAAGUUUAUAUUUGGUUUUGUGUUUAAUGUAUUUCAAAGAUUAAGUUUAGAGGUGUUUUUGGGUUUGGUUUUUGGGUUUGAAUUGUUACGGGAUAUUGAUUUUUGUUUCUGAUUCAAAGAUUUAUUGUACUAUUGUAUUUUUUUCAAAAGUAUUUUUCAAACGAUUCAUCUUGAAAAGAUUUGUCGAAGGAGUUUCUUUGAAAGUUACGUUUUCCAACUCGAUAUUUCAUCUUCCUAACCGUUGUGAAUCAUGCCGGGAGACUUCUUGAUUCGAUGCAAGAUGCCCUUUCUGUUGUAAGUCGAUCCUGACCAAAAAGUACUGGGGAUUCAGGAUGGGAAAGCUUUUGAGUCUUCUGGCUCGGGACGAGUCUACCUGUUGCACGCCUCAAAAGUACGACGUCUUUUUGGAUUUCGAGAACGCACAACCAUCGCAUAUCGAACGGGAGACAUUCGAUGCCGUUCAAAGGGUCCUGAAAAAUUCCGAAUCUAUUUUAGAAGAGAUUCAAUGUUACAAAGGAGCCGGUAAAGAAAUAAGAGAAGCAAUAUCGGCCCCUACGGAAGAGUGCCAACGAAAAGCUUAUUUGACCGUAGCACCCCUCGUAGCAAAGCUCAAAAGAUUCUACGAAUUUUCUUUGGAAUUAGAAAGCGUGGUACCAAAAAUAUUAGGACAAUUAUGUUCCGGUAACUUAACACCAACGCAACAUUUGGAAACCCAACAAGCAUUGGUCAAACAACUAGCCGAAAUCCUCGAAUUCGUAUUGAAGUUCGACGAGCACAAAAUGAAAACACCAGCAAUCCAAAAUGACUUUAGUUAUUAUCGUAGAACGUUAACGAGGGCAUCGUUGACAAGACAGGACAAUGCGGAGAGGGACCUCGUUGUUGGGAAUGAGUUGGCUAACCGAAUGUCCUUGUUUUACGCCCACGCAACCCCUAUGCUACGUGUCCUUAGUAACGCAACCAUUACCUUCUUGAUGGACAACGAAGAUAUUCCGAGGGAAAACAUAACUGAAACUCUUGGGACGAUGGCUAAAGUCUGUUUGAGAAUGUUGGAAAAUCCAAAUCUGUUGGCCCAGUUUCAACGAGAAGAAACUCAAUUAUUCGUAUUGAGAGUUAUGGUAGGAUUGGUUAUACUUUACGAUCAUGUUCAUCCACAGGGUGCUUUCGUUAAAGGUUCGAACGUUGAUGUAAAGGGUUGUGUAAAAUUAUUGAAAGAUCAACCACCAUACAAAAGUGAGGGUCUUUUAAACGCGUUGCGUUACACGACGAAACAUUUGAAUGAAGAGAACACACCGAAAAAUAUAAAAAAUCUUUUAGCAGCAUGAUUACCGAAACAACGCGGCUGCUGCAUCAGAAGUUGAUUGUUUUCGAUGGCCGCGAAUUAAAAACAAAUAUCUGAUUUACGAAUUAAUCGUAACUCAAAUGCGAGGUCACUAUCAUUUUUUAUUCAGCGUAUUUUAAAUAUACGACGGACAUUACGUGCAAGAGUUUUAUGCGAAUGAAUUGAAACGACCGAAAGAAUGCAAGCAAGUAAACGAGCAAAACAAAGAAAAGCAAAGAAGAUAAAAGGAUUGAGGAAGAAAAGAAAGAAAUGAAAAAAAAAAAAGAGAAAAAAGAUGUCCGUGUGUAUGUACGCCAUGAUUAUCCCUAAAGACCUCCGGAUCCUAACGAAUAAAAUAAAAAAAUACCAAAAAACCACAAUCACCACCACCAACACCACUACUAUCACCAUUCUGUUUAUUGUGGAUGCUGGGCUAUGGCUACUGGACCACGAUGUCUUUCGAAAACGCUAAAAGUUUAUACAAAAAAAAAAAACACUCACAAAAACAAAAAAAUAUGAAAUAAAAAGCUGCCUCUUUGAGUCAACUGCCCCCGAGUUUGUAACACCGAUGGCAUGUUGUAAGAAAAGAACAAAAAAA
Messenger RNA from Polistes dominula (European paper wasp), 1977 nucleotides. RefSeq names its product CYFIP-related Rac1 interactor B. NCBI's taxonomy places the organism in Eukaryota, Metazoa, Arthropoda, Insecta, Hymenoptera, Vespidae. The record is from RefSeq and is a predicted model, not a curated record. Gene Ontology annotation, biological process: regulation of actin filament polymerization. Gene Ontology annotation, molecular function: small GTPase binding.